UAUAAUGUCAUCAUCGAAAACAGAAAAUGUGAAAGAUAUUUAUCUGAACUUUUUCUUACUUGCUUAGAAAGAUUGAUAAGAUUUUCUGCUUUCUGCAUUUAGCCAGAGCUAAUGCCAUUCCAAGUUUGCAUCAUCUUUUCCUCUUACUUGGCAGAGGUAUGGGAUCUCCAAAUGCACGGGGGCAGCCUUCUCCUUACUGUAAUUCCUAUGUGGUUCUGUUUCUGAUUGGGCAAAUACUAUCUUUACCACCUGUUGAAUUAUCAGGCAACCUUUCUUUACAAGUUCGACUUGUGAAUGGAUACUCCAACUGUUCUGGGCACGUUGAGAUUUGCAACAGCUCACAGUGGUAUGCUGUGUGUGACGACUCCUGGGAUAUAAAUGAUGCUGAAGUUGUUUGCAAGCAACUUGGCUGUGGUAGAGCAAAGGAAGCCACAGUUAGUGCAUAUUUUGGCAGAGUCGCAGGUCCUUUUACUCUGAAAGAAUUUCACUGUUCCGGAACUGAAUUGUUUCUUUCCAGCUGUUCAGUCACGCCUCUGUCACAAUCCACAUGUGAUACCUCUGAGAAGGCCGGCGUCAUUUGUGAAGGCAACUAUCCUUUACCAGUACGGCUCACAAAUGGAAGUAGUAGCUGCAAUGGACGAGUUGACAUUUACUUCAACUCACAGUGGGGUACAAUCUGUGAUGACUCAUGGGAUUUCAAGGAUGCUGAAGUUGUCUGCAGACAUGUUGGCUGUGGAAGGGCACAGUCUUUCAAAUCAGGUGCAUAUUUUGGAAAGGGCACAGGUCCUAUUACUAUGGCUGACAUUAGAUGUAGAGGAGAUGAACAAUAUCUUUCAGACUGUAUUGCCAGUCCUCCAUUUCCGCAUCACAACUGUGGGCAUGAGAAAGAUGCUGGUGUCAUUUGUAAAGAUGUUGACAAGUGCACUACAAUGGGAAUCUGUGGUGAUUUUUCGGUAUGUAGUAACACAGCAGGAAGUUACACAUGCACAUGUCAGCAAGGAUUCCAGUCAAAGUCUAGAAAGGAUACUUUCACUGAUGUAGCCACUUCUGGAUGUGUGGAUCUAAAUGAAUGUGAAGUAGAUAAGGGAAUCUGCGGUGAUUAUGCUAUCUGCCACAAUACAAUUGGAAGUUACUCCUGUUCGUGUAAAGAAGGAUUCAGGCUUGUUUCGAAGACCAAUGCAAGUCCUUCUGGAUGCAAUGAUCUAAAUGAAUGUGAAGUAGAUAAGGGAAUCUGCGGUGAUUAUGCUAUCUGCCACAAUACAAUUGGAAGUUACUCCUGUUCGUGUAAAGAAGGAUUCAGGCUUGUUUCGAAGACCAAUGCAAGUCCUUCUGGAUGCAAUGGUCAGACAUGUGUCUGCUGUCCUGAAACUCCAAAUCCAAAUGUUCUUCAGUGUUCUUCUGGAAACUUCAUUUUUUCUAACAAAACUCAGAACAUUUUUAACGAUCUAAGAGACAGUUUGAGAUUCAAUGAUUCAAAUACUACACUGCAGAAUGAGGUCCAGCAAAAAAAAAUAACAAGAUUCCUUAGGAAUGUUGAAGAAAACAUUGUACUUGAUGUGCUUUCAUCACUGAACAAAAGUGGAGCAACAGAAGAAGAAAUAUACCAUUAUACAAAUGAAACUGUUAUUGUUGCCCAUUCUGUGCCACAUAAUAGCAGCAAUAUUGAAGAAAGGCUUACAAUAAAAGCAGGUGAUACUACAAUGAAGGUUAAGAAGAAAACAGUCAUUAAUGGGACUGUACCAGGUACCCUCCCUUUUGCGAUGCUGACAUCAUUCCAUGGGACUGAAAUUGAAUCAAUACUAUCUGGGGGUUAUCUGAUUAACAAAACAUAUUCAGAUUACAACUAUACUGUGAAUUCAAAAGUAGUUAUUGCAACAAUUUCUAGCAAGUGGAAGCACAGCCUCACUGAUCCAGUCUUUUUCACAUUUCAGAUUACCAAGAAUGACAAAGAUAAUGUGAAAAGACAUCACUGUGUCUUCUGGAAAACGGACAAAGAAAAUAGAAGUGGAUGGUCCAGAGAAGGAUGCUUUCUCUCUGAAACAAAUUCCAACAAAACACAGAUAACAUGUGAAUGUGAACAUUUAAGCAGCUUCUGUGUACUAAUGGUCCUGGAUGAGACAUUUCAGGAUGAGCCAGCACUAAACAUAAUUUCAUAUAUUGGACUUAGCCUGUCAGUCAUCUGCCUGAUUCUUUCAAUCCUGACAUUUUUGCUGUGUCAGUCCAUAAGAACUGCAAACACAACAAUGCUCAUCAACCUCUGCUUUUGCUUACUUAUAGCAGAUGUCGUGUUCCUUUUCGGCAUCUCUCAGACCAAGACUCAGAUAUUGUGCAGAAUUAUUGCAGCUUUCCUUCACUACUUCUUCUUAGCCUGUUUCUGUUGGAUGUGCAUUGGUGCACUUCAGCUCCAGCUUAUGGUACAAAACCUUAAGGCACUUAGAGCCUUUCAAAGACAUUCUAUCAAAAAGCGGUACAUAUAUCCUGUGACUUAUGGGGUCCCUGCUGUAAUUGUAACAGUUUCGGCAGCUAUUUUCCCUGGUGGAUAUGGAACAACAGAAAUAUGCUGGCUAAGUCCGGAAAGAGGCUUCAUAUGGAGCUUCAUGGGACCUGUAUGUUUUAUAAUUGUGGUAAACAUAUUUUUAUUCAUCAAAACUGUCCAUGAGUUAAGAGAAUAUUUUCAGUCAAUCGAUAAAGAUGUAUCAAAGAUCAAGAACACAAAGAUACCUCUGUUUAAGGCCAUUGCUCAGUUCCUUGUACUGGGCUGCACAUGGAUAUUUGGGAUGUUCCAGUUUCACAAAGUGAAAAUCGUUAUGUCGUACCUCUUCACAAUACUGAACAGCUUCCAUGGAGUUUUCAUAUUCCUGCUCUAUUGUGCUACUAACAAACAGGUCAUUGAUAAAUAUAAAAUUUGCCUUCGAAGACUCUUCAGCACCAAGAGGAAAGGAAAGGAAACUAGUAUCAUCACCAGCACAGCCACAGCCACCACCAGUGCCACAAAUGCUGCUACCGGAGCUACACUACCAUUAUGUGCUGCAGAAGCUUAUAACAUGGAAUUAAUAAAAAACAAUGAGAAAACCAAGAAGAAUAUCGAAUGAAAGUGAAUCUGAAACAGUGUGAAACAAAGAUUUAUAAUAUAUUUCCGUUCAUCUCAGUUAAAACUGAAUGUUGCAAGUGCAAAUCAACCCAAUAUCUUCCUUUGAUACAGUAAAUGUUUCUGAAUAUGUAAAACUUAUUGCAUGUGUCUAAAGGAUGUCACUAGGGAUGGUUAUCCCUAAUGUUCUGUUUAUAAAAACAACAAUUGAGAAUGUAUUUAUUUUGGUGUGGUCGGUAAAUUUUCACAUCACUGUAUGUAUAUAUGGUCCUUUAUUAAUGGAAUUAACUAACAGUGAUCUAGUUCUUUUACUGUCAAAGUACAGCCAUCCAUUUAUAUGUUUCAAAUGUGUAUUAUUUUAAAUAAAUGCAAAUUUUAUGUUUUUUCAGUAA
Molecule: messenger RNA, 3480 nt
Organism: Protopterus annectens (West African lungfish)
Lineage: Eukaryota; Metazoa; Chordata; Ceratodontiformes; Protopteridae
Product: adhesion G protein-coupled receptor E2-like
Exons: 19
Coding region: 159-3092 (977 amino acids)
Biological process (GO): adenylate cyclase-activating G protein-coupled receptor signaling pathway; cell surface receptor signaling pathway
Cellular component (GO): membrane
Molecular function (GO): calcium ion binding; G protein-coupled receptor activity
Source: RefSeq, a predicted model, not a curated record